This is a messenger RNA of Williopsis jadinii, 1710 nucleotides long. RefSeq lists its product as uncharacterized. Lineage: Eukaryota; Fungi; Ascomycota; Saccharomycetes; Phaffomycetales; Wickerhamomycetaceae. The coding region runs from base 1 to 1710 and encodes 569 amino acids. The transcript has a single exon. The record is from RefSeq and is a predicted model, not a curated record.
AUGAAAGCUGAGAGUCCUGACGAGCGUCUGGGUGCUAUAUCGGACUAUAGAGAGGGACAUCCGAACUCGCACAGGCUACUCAAUAAGAGGUCGAUUUCUAUAAACAGGCCGAAAGUGAUCAUAAGUAGUGGAUACCCAGAGUCGUCUAGCAGUCUGAAGUCGACUCGCUCGGGAUACCACGGUACACACUCACAGAGCAGGAAGACAGAGCCGUUGAAACGACAUCACCCUAGUCCCAACCACCACGAGAAAGAGGACCACGGUUCCAAGGGACUUGCGCUCCAGAGCAAUUCUGAUUCUCAAAGAUCACUAAAGCACAGGAAAACACAUCGUGUGAAGGUAAUACCGUUCAAGAAUGUCGUUCUCGGUGAGCACCAAGACAAGCACGUUAACAUGUACGUGUUGGAUUGUGUCUCCAAUGCAGACUUUGAAGAGCUAAACAGAGAAUUUGAAGAACAGAUCAUCAAUUUCUACAAACUACGGGAGGGACAGUACCUUGUUGUUGUUGAAAUGGUGAACAGCUACUCUGAUACACAGUGUGCAUCGCUGCUGGAGAGGUAUGGCUUUGAGUCGUAUGUAUCGUCUCGCUUCUAUGUCCAUGAUCCCAUGAAGUUCUAUGCCAAAAUUGAUAGACAAUUUAUGAAGUAUGCUUGUCGACCUGUGAAGUGGGACUACUUGUUCAGCAGCCUUGGUCCAAACUUCUCAACCUCAUUGGAGAACGAAGAACUGUGCAUUAGAGGUGGUAGCACGAGCUUUGUAUGUGGAUUGAAGGCCACAUUGCCCUAUGCCAUAAGGAAUGGGAAAUGUUAUAUAGACUGUGACAUCACUAAGGACUUUGAGAAACACAAUGGACGAGUUAAGAGGGCUAUAAGGUCAAACACAUGUUUGUUGGAAGAUUCUGACACUACUGUUAAGAAAGCCACAUGUCUGUCUGAGACUGCGAACAGAUAUGAACGGAAUAAAGCCCAUGCCAUUGAUGAUAUUGACCAUGAUGAUGGGCACAGUGAUGGAGGUACCAAGACUUACAAUGUGAAUAAUGGCAUUGACGAUCAUCACUGUAAUGGUGUUAUGGGUUAUGACAACGACUCGAGUGAUCAGACAGCAAACAAAUCUCGACCGGUUAUACGUCAAGUAAUAUCGGAUGAUGAUGCUGUUGUUGUGGAUGAUGUGGUUGAUAAUGUUGACCAUAACGAUGAUCAUAAUGUUGAGGUUGUUACACCUCACUUGAAGAAUCGUGCUCGGAAACCAAACCUUUCAAGCCAUAUCCCAAUAUCAGUACCAAAAGGGAUGAUAUCACCUUUUCAAGAUUAUACCAGGACAGUCAGCAUAAAGACCAUCGCUGCUCAUAAUCUUUCUACAGAGGAUAUCCCAUCACACUACAUCUUCAUAGACUAUGAGAUGCCCAAUGGCACAGAGCAGAGGAGGACAUCCAAGAACUUUACACCCAGUGUUGAUGAACUAUGUGGAGCAUUCUCUCACAAACUACAGUCAAUUGGCAGCAGAUACCUCAAGAUCCGUGUCAAUGGCCAGUUUCCACAGAGAGUGUGCUUUCUCAUGAAGUCGAAAACUGAUAUAAUCAAGGCAUGGAAGGAUAUGCAUUCGCAUAUUUACGAGAACGGUGUGGUGCUUCUGACAUUGUGCGAUGAACAAGUUGCCCAAAACUUUUGUUAUAAUGGCAAGCCCUGGAGCUGUGUCGAGGAGAUUGAAUGA